Messenger RNA from Aaosphaeria arxii CBS 175.79, 1519 nucleotides. RefSeq names its product Brix-domain-containing protein. Gene Ontology annotation, molecular function: rRNA primary transcript binding. Gene Ontology annotation, biological process: maturation of LSU-rRNA; maturation of 5.8S rRNA. The transcript is spliced from 3 exons. The record is from RefSeq and is a predicted model, not a curated record. Lineage: Eukaryota; Fungi; Ascomycota; Dothideomycetes; Pleosporales. Gene Ontology annotation, cellular component: preribosome, large subunit precursor; nucleolus. The coding region runs from base 95 to 1387 and encodes 430 amino acids.
CGCAAAGCCUUACUUCACACAGCAACAACGCGCAGGUGGUAAUUACUUGCGUUUUUCAAGUCGAACUGAGGGGAAACAGAAGCCAACGUUCACAAUGGCGUUCUCCAAAUCCACCCCCAUGCCUACGAGCCUCAAACCCAAAAACAAGCUCCGGCGGCAGCAGACAUAUCUUGCGAUUAAGAAAGAGAAAGAAGCAGCCAAGCGGGAUAUGCGCCAUAAGAGAAAGCGAGAGGAGGCUAAGGAUUCAAGCUUGCGCGAAGAGCGACUAGCAAACAAUCAACCGAAGACCAUCGAUGUCAAACGUACAUGGGAUGAAGGCGUCGCAGACGAAGAGGACAUGCUUGGAAUGGCUGUGGAUGUUGAGCAGCUGGCGAAAAGGAGAAGGUUAGAACAAGAAGCGCCGGAGGAUGCUGAUGAGGAUGGCGUGCUCGCGCAAUUGAAGAAGAGGGAAAUGGAAGACGACGAGGACGAAGAAGACGAAGACGAGCAGGAUGACGACGCCGACAGCAUGUUGGAUUCAGAUUCAGAUGCUGAGGAAGACGAUGAUUCGGAUUCAGACGCGCCUCCGAAGCGAAAGGCUCCGGCGCCAAAGAGAGCUGCAAGCCCUACAACCUCAACCGCUACCAACCUCGAGCUCUCCCCUGAAUUCCUCAAGCAAAAGUUCCCUGCACUAUUCGCGCCGCCAGUUGAACCGAAGAUACUCAUCACGACCUCUAUAAACUCUACAUUGCAUAAGCAUGCCGAAAUCUUGAUCGAUCUCUUCCCUAAUUCCAACUACAUCAGACGCAGUGCUCAUUUCGGCGCACCCAAAUACUCUGUUCGCGAGAUCGCACAAUUCGCCAAGAAUCGUGGUUAUACACACCUCAUUAUCAUGAUGCAAGCCCUACACGAGAAGAAACCGGACGGAUUGGAUGUUGUGCAUCUCACUGGUGACACACUUGGUCCCCACUUCCAUUUCUCAAUUUCAAACUGGAUAGAAGGCAAGAAGCUCCCCGGCCAUGGUAACUCAACCGGUCAUAUUCCGGAACUCAUCUUGAACAAUUUCAAAACACCUCUCGGUCACCUUUGCGCCCAGCUUUUCAAGUCGUUAUAUCCCCCGCAGCCCCAAUUCCAAGGACGAACCGUAGUCACAAUGCACAAUCAGCGCGAUUACAUCUUCUGGAGACGUCACCGAUAUGUCUUCCGUGAGAAGAAGGGCCGCGAAAAGCCCGUCCUUGGUUCCGACAACAAGGAAAUCCUCGAGAAUCUCAAAACGGGUCUGCAGGAGCUCGGCCCUCGCUUCACUUUGAAGCUUCGACGUGUCGACAGAGGCGUCCAGUACAAGAGCGGACAGGAAUGGCAAUGGAAAGGAAAGAUGGAGAAGCAAAGGACAAGGUUCAAUAUGUAAAAGAACUGCUGCGAGAUUUACGUGGUGUGUUUUGGGAGAACGAGCAUCUAGCAUUUUGGAGCAUUGUCAAGCCUUCUGGGGCGCAUGUUACGGCAGAAAAGAUUACCCAAUCAAUAUACGUUUAUUCAUAUC